AUGGGCUUACUGGCAUACUGUUUCUCGAGCCCAGGAGUUCGUCCAUGGUUUCGAAGAGGGCCCAGAAGCCAUGGCAUCACGGACCCAGCUGAUGUCCCCGGCAGCUUUUACAAUGCCAAAUUAUUUGGCAACUCCAAUGGCAACAUUGACACGAGCGAUUUCAGCACCGCCACCCCCGAGCUAUUAGCCUUUGAUAAUGAAGUCAACACCGACCUACAUCAGACGGGAUCGGCUAAUGAUUGCUAUAGCGGCAACCUCUCCAGAUCACGGCCGGCCACUGUGGGACUCAAGGACAAUGACCGAAUCUGGAGACUGCCCGGUCAACCGCCAGUUCAGUUCGACCAGUACGCCGGUUAUGUUACGGUCGAUGCAUCCAAGGAAAUUGCAUUGUUCUAUUACUUUGUCGUAGCAGAGAAAUCAAAGAAUGAUUCUUUGCCUCUUCUCCUCUGGCUAAAUGGAGGUCCGGGUCGCUCAUCCCUCGCCUAUGGAGCAAUGCAAGAACUCGGUCCUUCCGAGUCCAUAGUGAUGGGAAGACGCUGUACAGAAACCAAUUUUCAUGGAAUAACGGAUCAUCUCACGAUAUAUACAGCUGCAAACGUUCUGUUCUUGGAGUCACCAGUAGGAAUCGGGUUCUCGUACUCAAACACAUGGACCAAUUACACGGCGAAUGAGGAUGGGAAGACGGCAACGUUAAAUUACAAGUUCUUGAUGAACUGGUUAAAUAGGUUUCCCGAGUACAGGGGACAGGAUUUCUACAUUGCCGGGGAGAGCUACGCAGGGCAUUACGUGCCUCAGCUCGCACAUCAUAUCCUGGCCCGCAACAGAGGGCGACCAACAAUCACAGCAUCAUCAACCUCAAAGGAAUCAUAG
Messenger RNA from Punica granatum (pomegranate), 870 nucleotides. NCBI's taxonomy places the organism in Eukaryota, Viridiplantae, Streptophyta, Magnoliopsida, Myrtales, Lythraceae. The record is from RefSeq and is a predicted model, not a curated record.